CCGUUCAGUCCACACCACCCUUUUAAGGACUUUAUUAAACUUUUAAAGACUGUAUUUUGCCAUGGACGCCAGUGAAAGCGGAGCUACGGCGCCGGAGAAGCACGAUGACGGGGAAUCGUUUACGAAAGUGAAGUCAAAGAAGAGCCAGAAGAGAAAACUGGAGCCAGACGGAGGCACGACCAUGGAGGUCGAACAGCCAAAUAAACGCCCGCAUUUUCCACCCAUCUCAGCUGACAAACUACGGGGUUCUGAUGAGAUGAGGAAGGUUGCCGUCCCGGCUCAUAGGUACACGCCGCUGAAGGAGAACUGGCUGAAGAUCUUCACUCCCAUCGUGGAGAACCUGCAGCUUCAAGUCAGGUUUAACCUGAAAACCAGAAAUGUGGAAAUCAAAACGUGUAAAGAGACGCAGGACAUCGCCGCGCUCACCAAAGCUGCAGAUUUCGUUAAAGCCUUUGUUCUCGGGUUCCAGGUUGAUGACGCCAUGGCGCUCAUCAGAUUAGAUGAGCUUUUCCUGGAAAGCUUUGACGUGACAGACGUGAAGCCGCUGAAGGGCGACCAUCUGUCCAGAGCCAUCGGGAGAAUCGCAGGGAAGGGAGGAAAAACCAAGUUCACCAUCGAAAACGUCACCAAGACCCGCAUUGUGCUCGCAGACACAAAAAUCCACAUUUUAGGUUCUUUCCAGAACAUCAAGAUGGCCCGGACAGCAAUAUGUAAUUUAAUCUUAGGAAGUCCACCUUCAAAGGUCUACGGAAACAUCAGAGCCGUGGCCAGCAGGACCGCCGAGCGAUUCUGAACAUGGACUGGCUAGUUCCGGGAUUGACCUUCUCAGAGGGGAGGAGUCUUCCACUUUCAUACCUGCGGGGGUCAGAAGUCUAACUUUUGAUCUGCUGUGUUCAUGAGGGACGGAUUUCAGAAGACAUUAUU
Oryzias latipes (Japanese medaka) is the source of this 924-nucleotide messenger RNA. RefSeq names its product partner of NOB1 homolog (gene pno1). Gene Ontology annotation, molecular function: RNA binding. The record is from RefSeq and is marked provisional. NCBI's taxonomy places the organism in Eukaryota, Metazoa, Chordata, Actinopteri, Beloniformes, Adrianichthyidae. Gene Ontology annotation, cellular component: nucleus.